GGGCACCGCAUAUGGCUGGUCAAAGGUCGCUUGCCGCGAAGUUUGUCACGGGUUUUUGGUGGCGUUCAAAGUCAUCAUCAUCUUAGAGUAACCUUUUGUGAAACUCUCUGUAGCUGAGCAUGAUUGAUGCAGAGCGGUACUAUGUGGGAGUAGACGUAGGUACGGGGAGCGCUCGUGCAGCUCUUGUUGACAGAACGGGACGGGUACUAUCCAGAGCGGAACAUCCCAUCCAAACAUGGAACCCCCAGCCAGACUUCUACCAGCAAUCAUCAGAUGACAUCUGGGCUGCCUGCUGCACAGUUGUCAAGAAAGUGACAUCAACAGUGGAGGUGACCCAGGUGCGUGGGGUUGGGUUUGAUGCGACCUGUUCACUGGUCCUGCUGGACACUGAGGGCAAACCUCUCACUGUCAGCAAAUCAGGAGAGAAUGAACAGAACAUUGUUCUAUGGAUGGACCAUCGAGCUACGGAGCAGGCAGAGAGGAUAAAUACUACCCAUCAUGCCGUCCUGAAAUACGUAGGUGGGGCAAUCUCUCCAGAAAUGGCACCACCCAAACUACUCUGGCUAAAAGAGAAUCUUGGUGAGGCAUGCUGGGAGAAGGCAGGUCACAUGUUUGAAUUACCUGACUAUCUAACAUGGAGAGCCACAGGAAGUGCUUCCAGGUCCCUGUGUAGUCUGAUAUGCAAGUGGACAUAUUCUGCAUCUGACGAGUGGAGUGACAGUUUCUGGCAGGAGAUUGGACUAGCAGAUCUUGUCUCAGAUAACUAUGCAAAAAUUGGCUGUGCAGUCCAGUCCCCUGGUGAGAGGGUAGGAAAGGGGUUGACCAAGUCUGCUGCUGUAGAACUGGGACUGGCAGAGGGCACAGCUGUGGGGACCUCACUCAUAGAUGCACAUGCAGGGGGACUAGGAAUGGUAGGAGCAGAUGUCAAAGGUCAUAACCUGCCAUGUGAAAAUCAACCAAUCACAGCCCGGCUCUCCCUUAUAUGUGGCACAUCCUCCUGUCAUAUGGCUCUCAGUAAGGACGCCAUCUUUGUGCCAGGUGUGUGGGGCCCUUACUUCUCCGCUAUGGUGCCAGGCCUCUGGCUCAACGAGGGAGGGCAGAGUGCAACCGGAAAAGUGAUAGACCAUGUUAUAGAGACCCACGCUGCCUUUCCAGAACUGAAGGAGAAGGCCAAGAGCAGUGGAAAGUCUGUCUCUGAAUACCUGAACACGUACCUGUCCGGCCUGGCAUCAGACAGGCACCUCUCGUCACCGGCCACUCUGGUCGGCAGUCUCCACGUCUGGCCAGAUUACCAUGGCAACAGGUCACCCCUUGGUGACCCCUCCCUCACAGGCAUGAUCUGUGGACUUCGAUUGAGUGCAGGCCUCCAAGACCUGGCACUCCUGUACCUGGCCACAGUACAAGCCCUGGCAUAUGGCACCAGACACAUUCUGGAGGCUCUUCAAGGGGCGGGGCAUGACAUCAGCACCUUGUUCAUGUGUGGGGGGCUCAGCAAGAACCCCUUGUUUGUACAGACUCAUGCAGAUGUCACAGGCUUGCCUGUAGUUCUUCCCAAGGAGCCUGAGUCAGUGCUGGUUGGAGCAGCGAUUCUUGGAGCUUAUGCUUCGGGGGACUUUCUAACUAUACAGAGUGCAAUGGGCUGCAUGGCUAGGGUGGGGUCAGUGUUGCAACCAAGUCUACAGGACAGAAGGUAUCAUGACAAGAAGUAUGCUGUUUUCCUGAAGAUGGUAGAGAACCAGAGAGAAUAUGCCAGCAUCAUGUGUAGUACAUAAAGUAGACAGUAGGAUUAGCUCAUUGUUCACUGUGA
Branchiostoma belcheri (Belcher's lancelet) is the source of this 1807-nucleotide messenger RNA. RefSeq names its product FGGY carbohydrate kinase domain-containing protein-like. Bases 120 to 1772 code for a protein of 550 amino acids. Gene Ontology annotation, biological process: carbohydrate metabolic process. Gene Ontology annotation, molecular function: phosphotransferase activity, alcohol group as acceptor; kinase activity. The record is from RefSeq and is a predicted model, not a curated record. NCBI's taxonomy places the organism in Eukaryota, Metazoa, Chordata, Leptocardii, Amphioxiformes, Branchiostomatidae. The transcript has 16 exons.